AUGGCGUCGAACGUAAACCUUACCACUUCGUUCUACAACAGUUUACCACCAUCACACCGAAAACUGUACAAAAGCUACGCCCAGACGGUAAAAAAGCUGAGCGCCCAAUGCAUAAGGAACGAUUUUCUCCGACGAUGUAAAAAGUUUGGCUUACACCCCACACCCAUACAAAACACCUUCCGCUGCAUAAACGGAUUAUUAGAGGAUGCCAGUCCAUACAGAGGGAAGCUGGAGAAGGCGAUGGACCGUUUCAAACGCACUAUCCUGAACGUCGAAAUCAGCGAUAGUUCUCACAAAAUCAAAACGCUAGAGAAAACGAAAGCUACCCUCACGAGCAAAAUCACGCAAGUAUCCCCCUCUAACACAUACACACAUUUCUUCGAGCGCCAGGAAACAUUCUUUCAAAGAAAAUGUCGAUCGUUGCAGAUUACGACAAGCCGCAAAUUUCAACGUCUCUACAAAAGAGUUGAAAUUGUAAAAGCAAACAAACUCAAAGUGAACGAUUCUUGGGUUAAAAACAUCACAGAUGUUGUUAUUCCCCAAGAAACGAUGGUUCUUUUGGGCUAUGGUCCCAAGUUCGCCUUGCCGUUGGAAAAUAAUCAAGAAAUUCCAUAUUUCAAGAUUAUCGCGGACUUGGAAUCAAUUCUACAGUCCGAACGAGAUGAGAGUUUGCAAAUGGUUUGUCGCAAUCAGUACAUCAACAUAAUUCAAAUUCAUAUGAACAGGCUAACGAACGGUGGUCAUACAUCACCACCAGACACUAUCAAUCGUUUUUUGAUCGAAGCAUUUCAUGUCAGCAAAAAGUUCAUCCGAGAAAAUCCAGACUUAUGUGUUGUAACCUCCGAUAAGGGUAAUAAAACAGUUAUAAUGAAGAGAGAAGAUUAUGAGUCAAAAAUGAGAGCCCUUAUUGACGACAUCGACACAUACGAAAGGAUCGACGCGGAUUGGACAAGCAAAAUUCAAACGAAAAACGAUACGCUGGUGAAAUCACUAUUCGACCAAAAAAUGAUUGAUCAACCCACCAAGAAUCGGCUAACUACAUACAACGCGACUUGCCCUAAAAUUUAUGGACUACCUAAGAUUCAUGAAGACGGCAAUCCACUGAGGGUCAUACUGUCAUGCAUAAACUGCCCAACAUAUGAUCUCUCAAAAUACCUUGCUAGCAUUCUGCAUAAUUCGAUAGACCACGAGAAAUAUAACGUACGCAACUCAUAUGAGUUCUGUACGUUUAUUAACAACGUCACACUUCCCUCCAACUAUGUAUUGGUAUCGUUUGAUGUGGUAAGCCUGUUCACUUGCAUACCGAGAGACUUGGUGGUACAAGCGGUGAGAAAUAACUGGAACUUGAUCGAGAAAAAUACGACGAUCAAAGAUCAAAAUGUUUUUAUCAUGCUCAUUGAGUUUAACAUCUCGUCCAGUUAUUUCACCUUCCGUGGGGCCUAUUACCGGCAAAAGGAGGGGACAGCCAUGGGGAAUCCUUUGUCACCUGGUUUAGCUGAUCUUAUUUAUCAACCAAAGCACGAAUAA
Messenger RNA from Wyeomyia smithii (pitcher-plant mosquito), 1527 nucleotides. RefSeq lists its product as uncharacterized. Lineage: Eukaryota; Metazoa; Arthropoda; Insecta; Diptera; Culicidae. The transcript is spliced from 2 exons. Bases 1 to 1527 code for a protein of 508 amino acids. The record is from RefSeq and is a predicted model, not a curated record.